Molecule: messenger RNA, 1746 nt
Organism: Rotaria sp. Silwood2
Lineage: Eukaryota; Metazoa; Rotifera; Eurotatoria; Philodinida; Philodinidae
Source: the annotation of a GenBank genome assembly
AUGAUUACUCGAUUACCAACAUUGUCAGUGUUUGAAAUUUAUACAUCUCAGCUAAAAGAUAUGUUUGAAAAAUUACUCAAAGCAUCUGAUUCACUUUCACCAUCUGUUGCAAAACUACUUCAGAAAGCUCGAUUACCUGUAGAAGAAAGAGAACUUUUAAGAUCAACAAAUCCUGAUAGUAUUUCUGUUGAAGCUAGUUAUCGUGGACCACGUAUUGAAGAUCCAAUUACAAGACAAACAUUUGUAGAUUUAAUUGAAGCUUUUCAACAUGGACAGGUAUUACACGAAAAAUAUGUUUGUCACAUUCUUCAUCAAGCACGCGUUAUACUUAAAACUUUACCAAACUAUAAUCGUAUCGAUUUAUCUACUUUACAUCAUAUAUAUAUUAUUGGUGAUCUUCAUGGACAAUUAGCUGAUUUAUUACAUAUAUUUAAUGCGAAUGGUCUACCUGCCAUUGAUAAUCCAUAUAUAUUUAAUGGAGAUUUUGUUGAUCGAGGUCGAAAUUCAGUUGAAGUUAUUCUUUUACUUAUGGUUGCAUUAAUUCUCUAUCCAAGUUCAGUCUUUCUUAAUCGAGGUAACCAUGAAGAUAUAAUGGUUGCAGCCCAAUAUGGUUUUCAAGAUGAAGUUAAUCGAAAAUAUCGGACAUGUAAAGCACCAUUACUUGAUCUAUUUAAAGAUAUAUUUAGUUGGUUACCAUUGUAUUCAUCUGUUCAUACGGGAAAAUUUAAACUUAUUAUAAUACAUGGAGGAAUAUCUGAAUAUAUUAAUCUAGAACAAAUCAAAUCUCUUCAGAGAAAUCGAUAUGUUUCAAUGGAAGUACCACCAGAAUCUAAAAGUGGUGAUAAACAAUUAACUGCUGAUGAAAAUGAUGAAUAUUAUCAAAUACAAGAUUUACUUUGGAGUGAUCCUGAUCCUUAUAAUCGUAGAGGUUGUCGAAAUAAUAAUGAAAGAAAUAUAGGUUCUUUUUUUGGUCCAGAUAUAACAGAACAAUUUCUUAAUGAAUAUAAUUAUUCAAUGAUUAUACGUUCCCAUCAAGUCAAACAAAAUGGUUAUGAAUAUACACAUAAUGAAAAAGUUUUAACAGUUUUUAGUGCAUCAAAUUAUUGUGAUGGAUACAAUUGGGGUGCGAUUAUACGAUGGGACUAUAACGAAGAAGAGCCAUGGUUAAUUUCAUAUAAAACUGAAUCUGUUGAAAUGAAAAAAAUGAGUUUUAAUAAACAAGUAACAUUAUUUGAAGAUCCAGCUUAUCAAUCAUUAUCGGAAAAAAUUAUGACAAAUAAAAGUUCACUUCAAAAAGAAUUUGAAAAAAGAGACAGAUAUCGAACUAAUCAUUUACCUUUGAAAGUUGGGUCGGAGAUUAUGACGAACAUACUUCGAAUUGAUUUACCUUGGCUUACAUUACGUUCGAAACUUGUACACGAAGAUAAACAAGGAAUUCUUUAUAAUACGAUGUUUGAUGAAUAUAUUUUAGAUAAUACGAAAUUUCAAAUAUCUAAUUCUGGUAUUAUGGAAGAUUUAUAUAUGUGGAAAGAUUUGCUUAUACGAUUAUUUAAUUUAAUCGAUCAGGAUCAUUCAGGUUUUAUAAGUCGUAAUGAAUUUUCUGAUGUUCUCAAACUUUUACUUUAUGAUGAAAAUGAGACCGAUGGCAUUAAUGAAGCAUAUAUUGAAGAACUCAGUUCUGUUAUGGAUUUAGAUAAAAAUGGAAGAAUUGAUAUUAAUGAAUUUCUUGGUAAGAUACAAAUGUGA